AUGACAGAGACAUUGAAUGUCCUAGUCAAUGAUGGAUCAAGGGUUGGCGCUUAUACACUUGAUCUGAUUGUGCCUCCGAAGUUGACUUCGGAGAUCACUCAGUUGCCAACGCUCGAACAUAAAAGGUUCUUGCGUGAUCUGCAUAGUGGCAAAGUCAAGCAGAUCUGCAUACUCGUCGCUGACGACGAGUGUGUAACCGACAUAAGGUCAGCAACAGUGUUUACUGAGAACGAGAGAGUUCUCAGUAGUUCAUCUAUGGACGAGAGUGUCUUGGAUGAAAAGACACGAAUUGAGCGAUAUGACUCCCAAUCGUCGGAAUCGCUCAAGACAAAUCCUCUCUAUGAAGAUUUGGUUGAAUUCAAGGAUGUAUUCCCUGAAACAGUUCCGUGCGAAUUACCGAAGGAUAAAGGUAUUCAACACGAGGUCGAGCUUAAACCGGGCUCGAAGUACUGUGUUAUGAAGCAGUGGCCACUGCCUCGUGAACAAGUACUUGCGGUCGACAAGCUCUUUGCCGAUCGUUUAGCUGCGGGCCAUAUGAGGGAAUCAACUUCCCCACAUAGCUCUCCGACCUUCUGUGUGCGAAAAGCAACAGGAGGGUGGCGGAUUGUGCAUGCAUUUAACAAGUUGAAUGCUGCAACGGUACCGGCUCAGACGCCGAUACCAAGGAAGGACGUAAUCAUUGAUGGUAUGUCAAAGAGUACCAUCUUUUCGUCCAUGGAUUUGAUGGAUGGCUUCUAUCAAAUCCUUAUGCGAGAACGGGAUAUACCCUAUACCGAAGUUAGCACCCCUAGCGGCAUGCUCUAA
This is a messenger RNA of Peronospora matthiolae, 804 nucleotides long. The record is from the annotation of a GenBank genome assembly. NCBI's taxonomy places the organism in Eukaryota, Oomycota, Peronosporomycetes, Peronosporales, Peronosporaceae.